Molecule: messenger RNA, 1971 nt
Organism: Chelmon rostratus (copperband butterflyfish)
Lineage: Eukaryota; Metazoa; Chordata; Actinopteri; Chaetodontiformes; Chaetodontidae
Gene: ncoa7a
Product: nuclear receptor coactivator 7
Exons: 6
Coding region: 50-772 (240 amino acids)
Biological process (GO): regulation of transcription by RNA polymerase II; response to oxidative stress
Cellular component (GO): nucleus
Source: RefSeq, a predicted model, not a curated record
AUCCAGAGGACGCAUAAGUGAUGAACGCUGGCCGGUGUGGUUAACAGACAUGUGGUACUGCAGAGCGCAGAGCUUGACAGAUAAAUCAGGAGCUAUGAAGCUGCUGCCGGAAAAUAUCAAAGUGCUUUAUUUUGCCAGUGUGGAGCCGUAUGUCGAGAUUAUCACGGUGAAGGACCCCAAGCGCCGCCUGAGUUUGUGUAGCUCGGAGGACUCUGAGGUAGAGGAGCCUGAGUACCAGGAGGAAGACGACAACGUUCUUCCUGUCCUGGGCGACCAUAGCCAGCUGCUGGAUGACCACCACCUAAAGAGACUUGCAGCACACAUGCCGGCGAGGACCCAGGGCUAUCCAUGGCAACUGGUGUACAGCACAGCCAUCCAUGGGAGCAGCCUGAAGACUCUGUACAGGAACAUGGCUGGUCUGGACAGCCCUGUGCUGCUGGUCAUCAAAGACAUGCAUGAAAAGGUGUUUGGGGCUUUUUCUUCCGAUCCGUUCAGAGUCAGUAAAUACUGUUAUGGCACAGGAGAGACCUUCCUGUUCAGCUUCAACCCUGACUUCCAGGCAUACAGGUGGAGCGGAGAGAACUCCUACUUUGUGAGUGGCAACCUGGAAUCUCUGCAGAUUGGUGGAGGAGGGGGUGGAUUUGGUCUGUGGCUGGAUGCUGAUCUGUACCACGGUUCAAGCUUUUCCUGUCCCACCUUCCACAACGCGUCUCUCUCCACGCAGGAAGACUUCAACGUACAAGACCUCGAAGUCUGGACAGUGCAGAACUGAGAGAGAACGUCUGACAAGAUGAGACAAAAACACAGUAGAACCCACUGUCCGGUCUGGAGGUACAAAACACCAGAUUUUGAGGAGUGCAUGUGGUGUAGCCAUUACUGUACAAAACCUGAUAGAGCAGUUGCGAUUAUCUGUGCACCUGCCUCAGAUUAGCCCAUACAGUAUGAGGUCUGCUCCCGGGAUUCUUGGGCUGGACUCUCUGCUAAUGCUGGUUCGAUCUGUGCCUGUUAAAGACAAGUGGCUGGAUGCAAUCCUGCGAUUCAGGGUCCUGCUGCUGUAAACUACUGGCUGUUCAUCAGUAGCCCUGUGCUAAGCCCAGUAAGUAACUGGCAUCUGAAGCUUUAAGCCCUCCAUGCCCUCCUUUGGCUGUGGAGAGCAUUAUAAUACAAAGUUCACAGUAACACUGUUGGAUAAAAGGUUUGCAACAACUGUAAGCACAUUCAGGAUUUAAGGAAAAUGCUGUUUUUUAAUUUUCUGUCUAACGACCAAAUGUGUUUGUGAAAUUUUAAAGUGUGUGUUUUCAGUACAUAUCUCUGUGUGUGUAUAAGUGUGCUCAUCUUCUGUUUGCUCUCAUGGCCCCAAAGUUUAGACAUACUUGACACAUUAAGGGUCAUAUAAAUAUUUAAGACAAAAAAAGGUUCACUCUUAUAUAAUAGGACACACACUGGCCUAUCUGGAUGCUAAUCAAGUUUUUUUUUUCUUAAAUGAGGUCUGGUUUAAAUGUCGAACUACAAGACCUGUCCGUUCAGGUUAAUAAAUAAAAGUACAGAGUUGCACUAUAAACAACUAAGUAUCUGUGAUGUGUGACGUUCGUGGAGGAAGGGACCUCAACUGUUAACUGUCACUUCUGUUUUUUGAAGGUGACACACCUGCCCGUCUAUUUGCAGAUACGGAAAAUAUUUUUCAGGAAGACUCAAGAUUACAUUUCAGAUCUUUCAAAUCUUUUUACUAUCUAUAUAUUUAAAUGUAUUUUUUAUGAAAACUCAAGCAGAAAAGCAAAGCAACAUUUCAUGUUGUUCCUUUUUGUUUGUUUAACAUUUCUUUAUGUUUGUGUGUAAAUCAGAUCCUGCAAGGCAGUGCUGGCGCUGCCAAUAUUGUUUUGUGGAACCACAUUAAAACUUUUUUCUUUCCUGGUGAAAAACAAGAUUUUUAUAGAAUUCAUAUUUUAUUAUGAAUAAACCCUUAAAACAUCA